AAUGCAGAGAGAUUGUAGUGCAUUCCGUGAGGUCAUGUUUUGUAGCAGGACAACAGAAUAGCCAUCAUUUAUUAUCCAAAUAAUUAAACUUAAUUCAUCUUCGAGGACUCGGACUUUUGUGGCUAAUCCAGAACUGACAUUCUGUAUUUUGGUGACGGAGUACAGAGAGCCUAGUUUGGAUGCCCAGAAAGUAGCUCCUCCAGGUUUCAUCAUGAAUAAAAACAAGCGAGGAGAAGAGAGAGAGUUCUAUAGUUUAGAUGUCGGAGAUUCCACCUUCAAAGUUCUGAAGCGCUACCAGAAUCUAAGGCCCAUCGGCUCAGGAGCACAGGGAAUCGUCUGUUCAGCGUAUGACCACAACCUUGAGAGAAAUGUGGCUAUUAAGAAGUUGAGUCGGCCGUUCCAGAACCAGACGCAUGCCAAGAGAGCGUACAGAGAACUGGUGUUAAUGAAAUGUGUCAAUCACAAAAAUAUCAUUGGCUUAUUAAACGUGUUCAGCCCACAAAAAUCACUCGAGGAAUUUGCAGACGUAUACAUUGUGAUGGAGCUGAUGGAUGCCAACCUGUGCCAGGUGAUUCAGAUGGAGCUGGACCAUGAGAGGUUGUCCUACCUGCUCUACCAGAUGCUGUGUGGCAUCAAACACCUCCACAAUGCCGGCAUCAUACACAGGGAUCUGAAGCCCAGUAACAUUGUGGUGAAGUCAGACUGUACAUUAAAGAUCUUGGACUUUGGCUUGGCUCGGACAGCGGCUACAGGUUUACUGAUGACCCCCUACGUAGUGACCAGAUACUACAGAGCACCAGAGGUCAUACUGGGGAUGGGCUACCAGGCCAACGUGGACGUGUGGUCAGUGGGCUGUAUUGUGGCUGAGAUGGUCAGAGGUAGUGUGUUGUUCCCAGGCACUGACCACAUUGACCAGUGGAACAAAGUGAUAGAGCAGCUCGGGACUCCGCCCCAGGACUUCCUGAUGAAGCUCAACCAAUCAGUAAGGACGUAUGUUGAGAACCGACCGCGCUACGCAGGAUACAGCUUCGGCAAGCUCUUCCCUGACGUCCUCUUCCCUGCAGACUCAGAACACAACAAGUUGAAAGCGAGCCAGGCCAGAGACCUGCUGUCUAAGAUGUUGGUGAUCGACUCGUCUAAGAGGAUCUCGGUGGACGAGGCCCUGAAACACCCCUAUAUCAACGUGUGGUACGACCCAGCAGAAGUGGAGGCACCCCCUCCAAAGAUCACAGACAAGCAGCUGGAUGAGCGAGAGCAUACGGUGGAGGAGUGGAAAGACCUGAUCUGGAAAGAGGUGUAUGAGUGGGACGAGUGGACCAAGCAGAAUGGAGUGAUCAGAGGACAACCUCCUCCUUUAGGUGCAGCAGUGAUUGACAGCUCCCCUCAGCCCGCCUCAUCCUCCUCCUCGGCCAAUGACGUUUCCUCCAUGUCGACUGAGCCAAGUGACCCCACCAUGACCUCUGACACGGACAUCAGCCUGGACAGCCACACCUCCCUGGGAGCACUGGCCUGCUGCAGAUAACACACGCACACACACGCACACACACACACACACACACACACACACACACACACACACACACACACACACAUCCUGUCAUAGUAUACAUAGUUUGAGACACUUAAGGGUCCUUUGUUAAAAACAUGUUUUUUUUUUUAUGUACAGCUUCUUUUAAUUUCUCUGUCUCCUAAUACUAUAUUCUGUAUUGCCGAUUGUGUACAUGCUGUAAAUUAUUAUAUUUAUUUAUUUAUUUUCUUGUGUCAGCUUCUGUCCCUCCAAGCUGUGUACAGUAUUUCUAUGCUGUAAGUUAUAGUCUUUUGGAUCUCACAGUGGAUGGAACUUUUUCCCCCUUUUCUCUAUUAGAAAGUGUUUCCUUACAAACACAUAUUUCAUUUUCUAGUAUUUAGUGUUCAUCUCUAUUUAUAUGGAUCCUAAAAACCAUUGAACAUAUUUCGACACCCUGUUACUCUGCCUACCCGUAGCUGUAGUGUUCUGUAGUCAUGGCUACAACUUUUUUUCUAUUAGUGGAACAUCUCUUUAUUUAUUAUAUGACUGUAAUUGUAACGUUUCUGGGUGUUGGAUCUGGAGAUAGCUUUGUUAUCAAAUGUUAAUGAACCGAUAUGGGAGUAUGGGAAGGCAAUAAAUAACCUGGCCCAAAUACUUUAGACACUUUCCCCUCUUUGUUGCUUUACUUCUUCAACCAGUUACAAUUUGCUCCCCGACCCUCCUACUUGUCCCUCACCCUUCGAUGUUUGCAGAUCUAGUAGUUCUGGAUAAGUAUAAACACAUGUACAGUUCUGCAAACAUCAGCGGGUCGGGGCCAAGGGUAACGGUAAGGGACCAAUUUGGGACAAAUUGGCUGCUUAUGUUUUAUUGGUGGGGCCAGGAGUCUUUCCUCAGGUUACAUGACCAGGCAGGACCCCUAGCCCUAUUCAUUUGAUUUGAUUUAAGUGCUCUUACAGUUGUCUGUGUUUUUAACCCCUCUCUAUCUCGCUCUGCUGUUGAGGCACUCAAGAGUGUUUUGUUAGCUUAGUCAAGCCUUAGCUCCUCUCUCUGUGCCGUCUCUGUUAGAGGACUUGGUUACUAUGAACUACCUCGCCUAUAUGAGUUUCUGAUUGACAUAACAGUCCGCAGCGUACGGUCUUAAAGAAACAGAUGUGAAUAAAGUUUUCGUUUGAAUUAUUUAUUUGGAAAUGUACAAUUAUCAAUGUUAGAAGACUGCUAGUAUUGUACGUACGCACAGACGUCAAUUCAACGUCUUUUCCACGUUGGUGCAACAUCAUUUCAUUGAAAUGACGUGGAAACGAUGUUGAGUCAACCUAUGUGUAUAUACAUUUAUUUUUGUUUUAUUUUCAGUUGAUGUGCAAUACCUAUGAUUUGUAGACUAUAGAGUAGGUAGUGAGUGGUUGAUUUGUAUGCUAGAUGGAUGUUCUCCAGGGGUUUUCAAAAAGGUUUGCCGCCAGCCAUGUUUUCCUUUUUCUAGAUGAAGACGUAUUCGAUGGCUCGAUUCCAAACCGAUCCCUCACCCCUCUUCUCGCCGUUCAAUCCCCUAUAUGCCCUGUGUAUGUUUGGAACUGGGCCCCAUCCCUGGCUGUGGUCAGGCCUAUCACACACCAGAAACAUGGCUGCGUUCAGGAGGGCUCAAUGCUUUGGAACGUUCAGAUGGAAUCUGUGGAAUCCGUCUAGUAAGUUUCACCAUCCUGAACGCAACCCAGGUUUCGUGGUGUUUUCCGCGAAGGCCAGUUGUAUAAAUUUUAGCCUUUUGAUCUGGACAAGGCCUCACUACAGACUUAAUGUACACACUGGAAAAAGUUAGACAAUGUCAACCUGCAACUCCUGCAAAUAAAGGGUUGA
Salvelinus namaycush (lake trout) is the source of this 3355-nucleotide messenger RNA. RefSeq names its product mitogen-activated protein kinase 8-like. The coding region runs from base 212 to 1522 and encodes 436 amino acids. Gene Ontology annotation, biological process: protein phosphorylation; JNK cascade. Gene Ontology annotation, cellular component: cytoplasm; nucleus. Gene Ontology annotation, molecular function: ATP binding; JUN kinase activity. NCBI's taxonomy places the organism in Eukaryota, Metazoa, Chordata, Actinopteri, Salmoniformes, Salmonidae. The record is from RefSeq and is a predicted model, not a curated record. The transcript has 12 exons.